Elgaria multicarinata webbii is the source of this 766-nucleotide messenger RNA. It is a transcript of the gene MRPS12, whose product is annotated as mitochondrial ribosomal protein S12. The record is from RefSeq and is a predicted model, not a curated record. Lineage: Eukaryota; Metazoa; Chordata; Lepidosauria; Squamata; Anguidae. Gene Ontology annotation, biological process: translation. Bases 191 to 643 code for a protein of 150 amino acids. The transcript has 2 exons. Gene Ontology annotation, molecular function: structural constituent of ribosome. Gene Ontology annotation, cellular component: ribosome; small ribosomal subunit.
CACUCCCGCCCAUCAGAGGCCGGAAUGGCGGCGCUGAGCUGAGGUGAGUCUCCUGCUGUGGCUCGGCGCCCCGUCAGGCCGCCGUUCGGCCGGUGAAGCGCUCUCACGAGGCAGCCGCCGCUCUUGGCCCCUCUCGCUCUCCCCCCACCCCUCAGGUCCCGCCGGGUGCGUCGCUGCCGCUGCGGAGAGGAUGGCCUGCGCGGGACUGCUGAGGGCGCUGGCGGCGCCUCUGCGCUGGGGCAGCAGCAGCAGCGCCGCCACCCUGAUCCCCCCUCGGCCCUUCCUGCCGCCACCCGGUGCCACCGCGAUGUCGACGCUGAACCAGAUGCACCGGCUAGGCCGCCCCAAGCGCCCUCCGGCCAAGCCGGGCCCGACAGGCGGGCGCCCUCAGCUGAAGGGCGUGGUGCUGAAGACCAUGAUCCGCAAGCCCAAGAAGCCCAACUCGGCCAACCGCAAGUGCGCACGCGUGCGGCUCAGCACGGGCAAGGAGGUCAUCUGCUUCAUCCCCGGCGAGGGCCACAACCUGCAGGAGCACCACAUCGUGUUGGUGGAGGGCGGCCGCACCCAGGACCUGCCGGGCGUCAAGCUCAAGGUCGUGCGCGGCAAGUACGACUGCGCCCACGUGCAGAAGAAGAAGGCGUGAGCAGGAGCAGCAGGAGGCAGCCCGGCCAGCGGAAGGGCUGAACCCAGAGCCUGCCAGGGGCGCAGGAAGACUGCGGGGUUCUGAAUAAAAGCGUGCCCUGGGGGCAGAGCCUCCCUAUGCCGA